Molecule: messenger RNA, 10555 nt
Organism: Apodemus sylvaticus (European woodmouse)
Lineage: Eukaryota; Metazoa; Chordata; Mammalia; Rodentia; Muridae
Gene: Wnk1
Product: WNK lysine deficient protein kinase 1
Exons: 28
Coding region: 1004-8137 (2377 amino acids)
Biological process (GO): negative regulation of sodium ion transport; positive regulation of sodium ion transmembrane transporter activity; intracellular signal transduction
Cellular component (GO): cytosol; cytoplasm
Molecular function (GO): potassium channel inhibitor activity; ATP binding; chloride channel inhibitor activity
Source: RefSeq, a predicted model, not a curated record
AGGCUUCAGACAUCGGCGCCAUUUAAAGCGGAGAGUUUCCCGGGCGGACGCGCUUCUUCUGCUCGGCUAUUCCGUACUCCCUUCUUCGCUGACAGAAGGCGCCUAGUGGGGUGACUGCUCUUUUCUCUCCCUCUCCCCCUCCUCCCAGUUCUUUCGGUCUCCUCUCCUCCUGGCCUGAGAAGUAGCGGAGCCCGGGCCCCGCGGUGAGCGGCCCUCCCCUCCCCACAGUUCCCUCCCUCCUCUGCCCCCGGCGCCGGCCAGAGAGGGGAAGAGGUUCGCCAGGCCCGGGGCGGGCGGGGAGGCCUCGGGGACGGGGGGGGCCGCUCCUCAGGCUUCGAGGCUUCGAGGCUUCGAGGCUUCGGCCCUCAGCAUCUAGUGAUGGGCGCCCUCUGAGACUGGUCCCCUCUCCGGGGCGCGUGCUGCCUGAGGCGGCGGCCGAGAGACCGGGAACCCGGGCCGCGGCCCUCCUUCCCCUGCGCGGCCCCUCCCACUCCUGUGCCCCGGGCUGCCACCGCCCGGCGUCGGGGCUCGUCCCUCGCGCGCAGUGCCUCCGCCCUCAGGGCCUAUCCCGCCGUGCUCGGCGGGCGGGCGGCGGCAGCGGCGGGAGCUCAGCCGUCUUCACUUGGGUCGCAUCCGCUCGCCUGGGAGCCAAUUCCGCGCCCCGCUCCUCAUGACUGCGGCGCUUCUGCUGCCACAGCCCUACCGGCCGCCGCUCGCUGCAGGAUGGAUGCGGACUGUGCGGCGCUAACCCCCGCGGCUCCGCUCCCUCCUCGCCCGCCCCGUGAGCCGCAGCAGCCUCGGUGCCAGCAGCAGCAGCAGCCGCAGCCGGACUCAGCGUCCCGCGUCGCCCUCGGGGCGCCUUGUCAGUGCUGAGUGGGAGUCGUCCGGUGGUUCCGAGCCCGCCGGAGGAGCGCUGCCCAGCACUUCUUGGUGGCUUCUCCGGAGCCACCCUUUCCCCUUCUCAUUCAUAAAUCCGAGCCCGCGUUUCUUCACCGGACCAACCAUGUCUGACGGCGCCGCCGCCGAGAAGCAGAGCGGCACUCCGGGCUUCCUCUCGCCUCCGGCGCCGGUCCCCAAGAAUGGCUCAAGCUCCGAUUCUUCCGUGGGCGAGAAGCUGGGGGCCACGGCCGCCGACUCGGGAAUCGGCAGGACGGAGGAGUACCGGCGCCGCCGGCACACCAUGGACAAGGACAGUCGUGGGGCGGCCGCCACCACCACCCCCACGGAGCACCGAUUCUUCCGCCGAAGCGUCAUCUGCGACUCCAAUGCCACCGCAUUGGAGCUGCCGGGUCUCCCUCUCUCGAUCCCGCAACCUAGUGUCCCCGCAGUGGCGCCUCAGAGCGCUCCGCCUGAGCCUCACAGGGAGGAAACUUUGACCGCCACCGUUGCUUCCCAGGUGUCGCAGCAACCCUCGGCUGCUGCCUCCCCUGGGGAACAAGCCGUUGUCGCCUCGGCCACCGCCACCGUCCCCAGCAGUACCAGCAAAGACCGCCCGGUGUCCCAGCCCAGCCUCGUGGGGAGCAAAGAGGAGCCACCGCCGUCCAGAAGUGGAAGUGGCAGCGGUGGCGCCAGCGCCAAAGAGCAGCAGCAGGAGGAUAGGAACCAGCAACAGGAUGACAUCGAAGAGCUGGAGACCAAGGCAGUGGGGAUGUCCAAUGACGGUCGCUUUCUCAAAUUUGACAUCGAAAUCGGCCGAGGCUCCUUUAAGACGGUCUACAAAGGUCUGGACACCGAAACCACAGUGGAAGUCGCCUGGUGUGAAUUGCAGGAUCGAAAGUUAACAAAAUCUGAGAGGCAGAGAUUCAAAGAAGAGGCUGAAAUGUUAAAAGGUCUUCAACAUCCCAACAUUGUUCGAUUCUAUGAUUCCUGGGAAUCCACAGUAAAAGGGAAAAAAUGCAUUGUUUUAGUGACUGAACUAAUGACAUCUGGAACACUUAAGACGUACUUAAAAAGGUUUAAAGUGAUGAAAAUCAAAGUUUUAAGAAGCUGGUGUCGGCAAAUCCUUAAAGGACUUCAGUUUCUUCACACACGAACUCCACCAAUUAUUCACCGGGAUCUUAAAUGUGACAACAUCUUUAUCACUGGCCCUACUGGCUCAGUCAAGAUCGGAGACCUUGGUCUGGCAACUCUAAAGCGGGCUUCUUUUGCCAAGAGUGUGAUAGGUACCCCAGAGUUCAUGGCUCCUGAGAUGUAUGAGGAGAAAUAUGAUGAAUCCGUUGAUGUUUAUGCUUUUGGGAUGUGCAUGCUUGAGAUGGCUACAUCUGAAUAUCCAUACUCAGAGUGCCAAAAUGCUGCGCAGAUCUACCGUCGAGUGACCAGUGGAGUGAAGCCAGCCAGUUUUGACAAAGUAGCAAUUCCUGAAGUGAAGGAAAUUAUUGAAGGAUGUAUCCGACAAAACAAAGAUGAAAGAUAUUCCAUCAAAGACCUUUUGAACCAUGCCUUUUUCCAGGAGGAAACAGGGGUACGGGUAGAAUUAGCAGAAGAAGAUGAUGGAGAAAAGAUAGCUAUUAAAUUAUGGCUGCGUAUUGAAGAUAUUAAGAAAUUAAAGGGAAAAUACAAAGACAAUGAAGCUAUUGAGUUUUCCUUUGACUUGGAGAGGGAUGUACCAGAAGAUGUUGCUCAAGAAAUGGUCGAGUCUGGUUAUGUCUGUGAAGGUGAUCACAAGACCAUGGCUAAAGCUAUCAAAGAUAGGGUGUCAUUAAUUAAGAGAAAACGAGAGCAGAGGCAGUUGGUUCGAGAAGAGCAAGAAAAAAGAAAACAAGAAGAGAGCAGUUUCAAACAGCAGAGUGAACAACAAGCAGGUGUUUCCCAGGCAGGAAUCCAGCAGCUCUCUGCUGCUAGCACUGGCAUACCCACUGCUCCCACCACUUCUGCUUCAGUUUCUACACAAGUAGAGCCUGAAGAACCCGAGGCAGAUCAACAUCAACAGCUGCAGUAUCAGCAACCUAGUGUAUCUGUGUUGUCUGAUGGAACUGUUGACAGUGGUCAAGGAUCAUCCGUAUUCACAGAAUCCAGAGUGAGCAGCCAACAGACCGUUUCCUAUGGUUCUCAACAUGAGCAGGCACAUUCUACUGGCACAGCACCAGGACAUACAGUUUCUAGUAUCCAAGCACAAUCUCAGCCCCAUGGGGUGUAUCCACCCUCAAGUAUGGCACAGGGGCAGAACCAGGGCCAGCCAUCAAGUAGUUUAGCAGGAGUCCUAUCUUCACAACCCAUCCAACAUCCUCAGCAGCAGGGAAUACAGCCAACUGCUCCGCCUCAGCAGGCAGUACAAUAUUCACUUUCUCAAGCACCAUCUUCCAGUGAAGGCACUACUGUACAACCAGUGAGUCAGCCUCAAGUAUCAGCUGGAACACAGCUUCCAGUUUCCCAGACAGUACCAACUGUCCAAAGUGAACCUCACAUCCCAGUUUCAACACAACCCUCAGUUGUUCCAGUCCACUCUGGUGCUCAUUUCCUUCCUAUGGGACAGCCAGUCCCUACUUCUUUACUCCCACAGUAUCCUGUCUCUCAAAUUCCCAUAUCGACUCCUCAUGUGUCCACGGCGCAGACAGGUUUCUCAUCCGUUCCUCUAACAAUGGCUGCUGGCAUUAAUCAGCCUCUGCUCACCUUGGCUUCAUCUGCUACAGCAUCUUCAAUCCCAGGGGCAUCAACUGUAGCUCCUAAUCAGCUUCCAACCCUUCUGCAGCCUGUGAAUCAGCUGCAGAGUCAGGUUCACCCACAGCUCCUGCAGCCAACAACAGUUCAGUCCAUGGGAAUACCAGCUAACCUUGGACAAGCUGCUGAGGGUCCAGUUCCCUCUGGAGAUGUUCUGUACCAGGGCUUCCCAUCUCGACUGCCACCACAAUACCCAGGAGAUUCAAAUAUUGUUCCCUCUUCCAACGUGGCUUCUGUUUGCCUCCAUUCUACAGUCCUAGCCCCUCCUCCUCCUAUGCCGACAGAAGCACUGGCCACCCAAGGUUACUUUCCUACAGUAGUGCAGCCUUAUGUGGAAUCAACUCCUUUGGUUCCUAUGGGCAGUGUAGGAGGCCAGGUUCAAGUGUCCCAACCAGCAGUGAGUUUAACGCAACAACCCCCCACUGCAUCCUCCCAGCAAGCAGUUCUGGAGAGUACUCAGGGAGUCUCUCAGGCUGCUCCUUCAGAACAAACUCCAAUAACACAGUCACAACCUGUUCCAUUGGUUUCCUCUGUAGACAGUGCACAUUCAGAUGUUGCUUCCGGUAUGAGUGAUGGCAAUGAGAAUGCUCCAUCAUCCAGUGGGAGGCAUGAAGGGAGGACAACAAAACGUCAUUAUCGAAAAUCUGUAAGAAGUCGCUCUCGGCAUGAAAAGACUUCUCGCCCAAAACUGAGGAUUUUAAAUGUUUCAAAUAAAGGAGACCGAGUAGUAGAAUGUCAAUUGGAGACUCAUAAUCGGAAAAUGGUUACAUUUAAAUUUGACCUAGAUGGUGACAACCCUGAAGAGAUAGCAACAAUUAUGGUGAACAAUGACUUUAUUCUAGCAAUAGAAAGAGAGUCUUUUGUGGCUCAAGUGCGGGAAAUUAUUGAAAAGGCUGACGAAAUGUUAAGUGAGGAUGUCAGUGUGGAGCCUGAGGGUGACCAGGGAUUGGAGAGUCUGCAAGGAAAGGAUGACUACGGCUUUCCAGGUUCUCAGAAAUUAGAAGGAGAGUUCAAGCAACCAAAUGCUGUAUCUUCCAUGCCACAACAAAUAGGUGUUCCUACCAGUUCUUUAACACAAGUCGUUCAUUCUGCUGGAAGACGGUUUAUAGUGAGUCCAGUACCAGAAAGUAGGUUACGAGAAUCAAAAGUUUUCACCAGUGAAAUAUCAGAUCCAGUUGUGGCCUCUACAUCUCAGGGCCCUGGAAUGAACUUAUCUCACUCUGCUUCAUCCCUCAGCCUCCAGCAGGCUUUUUCUGAACUGAAACAUGGUCAGAUGACUGAAGGACCCAAUACAGCACCUCCAAAUUUUAAUCACACAGGACCAACAUUUUCUCCCUUUUUGGCUAGCAUUGCUGGUGUCCAAACUGUAGCAGCAUCCACACCAUCAGUAUCAGUCCCUAUAACAAGCAGCCCUCUUAAUGACAUUUCCACAUCGGUGAUGCAGUCUGAGGCUGCACUGCCUACUGAAAAAGGCAUUGUGGGAGUUACCCCCAUCACAGGUGUGGUAGCUUCAGGUGGUCUCACCACAUUGUCUGUGUCUGAGUCACCAACACCUGCCAGUGCGGUUUCAAGUUCUACAGUACCUGCAGUUGUCACUGUGUCGACACCAUCCCAGCCAGUUCAGGCUUCCACAUCUGGGAGCAUUGCUUCUAGUACAGGCACUUUUCCUUCUGGAACAUUUUCCACAACUACAACUACUACAGUGGGUAGUGUAGCGGCCUCAAAUGCUAAGCCUCCAACUGUAUUAUUGCAACAGGCAGCAGGUAAUACUGCUGGAGUAGCCAUAGUGACAUCAGUCUCUACUACCACUCCGUUCCCAGGCAUGGCUUCACAGCCGUCCCUUCCACUUAGUAGCAGCACCUCUGCUCCUACUCUAGCUGAAACAGUGGUGGUUAGUGCACACUCACUAGACAAGGCAUCUCACAGUAGUACAGCAGGAUUGGGUUUGUCCUUCUGUGCACCAUCCUCUUCUUCCUCCUCUGGAACAGCUGUGUCUAGUUCUGUUUCUCAGCCUGGUAUGGUUCAUCCUUUGGUCAUCUCCUCAGCUGCAGCGUCUACACCUGUCCUUCCCCAGCCAACAGUACCUACUUCUACACCUUUAUUACCCCAAGUACCUAAUAUCCCACCCUUGGUACAACCUGUUGCUAAUGUGCCUGCUGUACAGCAAACACUCAUUCAUAGUCAACCUCAACCAGCUCUGCUUCCCAACCAGCCUCACACACACUGUCCUGAAAUGGAUGCUGAUACCCAGUCCAAAGCUCCUGGGAUUGAUGAUAUAAAGACUCUAGAAGAAAAACUGAGAUCUCUCUUUAGUGAGCAUAGCUCAUCUGGAACUCAGCAUGCUUCUGUCUCCCUAGAGACACCUUUAGUAGUAGAGACAACUGUCACACCAGGCAUCCCCACCACUGCUGUAGCACCAAGUAAACUCAUGACUUCCACUACAAGUACUUGCUUGCCACCCACCAGUUUACCAUUAGGAGCAACUGGCAUGCCAGUUAUGACAGCGGGCACACCUGGACAGGUUUCUACCCCAGGCACACAUGCUUCAGCCCCAGUCAGCACUGCAACAGGAGCAAAACCUGGAACAACUCCCCCAAAGCCAUCGUUAACUAAGACUGUGGUGCCGCCAGUGGGUACUGAACUUUCAGCUGGUACUGUACCCUGUGAGCAGCUGCCACCUUUUCCUGGACCUUCUCUAAUUCAGUCCCAGCAACCACUAGAAGAUCUUGAUGCUCAGUUGAGAAGAACACUUAGUCCAGAGACUAUUACAGUGACAUCCGCAGUUGGUCCUUUGUCUACGAUGUCUUCAACAGCAGUUACAGAAGCAGGAACUCAGCUUCAAAAGGAUGGCACUGAAGGUCAUGUCACAGCAACUAGUUCAGGAGCUGGUAUUGUUAAGAUGGGGCGAUUUCAGGUUUCAGUUACAAUGGAUGAUGCCCAGAAAGAGCGUAAAAAUAGGUCAGAAGAUACAAAGUCGGUUCAUUUUGAAUCUAGCACAUCAGAGUCAUCAGUUCUUUCAAGUAGUAGUCCAGAAAGUACUCUGGUAAAGCCAGAGCCUAAUGGAGUUACUAUUUCUGGCAUCUCCUUAGAUGUGCCAGACAGUACCCACAAAACACCUACCCCAGAAGCAAAGUUAGAAGCAGGGCAGCCUACCAAGGUUGGACGUUUCCAGGUGACAACUACAGCCAACAAAGUGGGUCGUUUCUCUGUUUCAAGAACUGAGGACAAGGUCACAGAGCUCAAAAAAGAGGGACCAGUGACCUCUCCUCCUUUCAGAGAUUCAGAACAAACUAUUAUUCCUGCUGUGAUACCAAAGAAGGAGAAGCCUGAACUGGCAGAACCUUCUCAUCUGAAUGGGCCAUCUUCAGACCUGGAGGCUGCCUUUCUAAGUAGGGGUACAGAGGAUGGCUCAGGUAGUCCACACUCUCCCCCUCACCUGUGUUCAAAGAGCCUUCCCAUCCAGAAUCUAAGUCAAAGCCUUAGUAAUUCAUUCAACUCCUCUUACAUGAGUAGUGACAAUGAGUCCGACAUUGAAGAUGAAGACUUAAGGUUAGAACUGCGACGACUGCGAGAAAAACAUCUUAAAGAGAUUCAAGACCUGCAGAGUCGCCAGAAGCACGAAAUUGAAUCUUUAUAUACUAAACUGGGCAAGGUUCCCCCUGCUGUCAUUAUUCCCCCAGCUGCUCCUCUGUCAGGAAGAAGGAGGAGACCUACUAAAAGCAAAGGCAGCAAGUCUAGUCGCAGCAGCUCAUUGGGCAAUAAAAGCCCACAGCUUUCAGGUAACUUGUCUGGUCAGAGUGGAACUUCAGUCUUACACCCCCAACAGACCCUUCAUCCCCCAGGCAACACCCCAGAGACUGGGCACAACCAGCUGUUACAGCCUCUUAAGCCAUCUCCCUCCAGUGACAACCUCUAUUCAGCCUUUACCAGUGAUGGUGCCAUUUCAGUACCAAGCCUUUCUGCUCCAGGUCAAGGGACCAGCAGCACAAAUACCGUUGGAGGAACAGUGAGUAGCCAGGCUGCCCAGGCCCAGCCUCCUGCCAUGACUUCCAGUAGGAAGGGCACAUUCACAGAUGACCUGCACAAGUUGGUAGAUAACUGGGCCCGAGAUGCCAUGAAUCUUUCAGGCAGAAGAGGCAGCAAAGGACACAUGAAUUAUGAGGGCCCUGGAAUGGCAAGGAAGUUCUCUGCUCCUGGGCAGCUGUGCAUUUCCAUGACCUCAAACCUGGGUGGCUCUACCCCCAUCUCUGCAGCAUCUGCUACCUCUCUAGGUCACUUCACCAAGUCCAUGUGCCCCCCACAGCAGUAUGGUUUUCCAGCUGCCCCAUUUGGCACUCAGUGGAGUGGAACAGGUGGUCCAGCACCACAGCCCCUUGGCCAGUUCCAACCUGUUGGAACCACAUCCUUGCAAAAUUUCAACAUCAGCAAUUUGCAGAAGUCCAUCAGCAACCCCCCAGGUUCCAACCUACGGACCACCUAGUCAGCAGCAAGGAUGUUAACUGAGUAGAUUUGGGGGCAGGAAAUGGAAUGCUGGGGGGUGGGGGGUGGGGAAGUAGCCUAUAUACUAACUACUAGUGCUGCAUUUAACUGGUUAUUUCUUGCCAGAAGGGAAUGUUUUUAAUACCAUUUUGAACCCUCAGAAUGGAGAACCACCCUCCUUCUCCAUUUGUUGGAAUUAAAAAAGAAGGAAAGAACAGCUUUCUGGUGGAGGGGCUGCCUGAGUCUGCUUUUCUGUUUUUGUACCCACCAGUAAGGCCUAGAGCUAUAAGAGAGCCUUGUUACCAGAAAGCCCCAAGAGCUCAAUGUAAGCCAAACCCGAUAUAUAUCUCUAAGUGGGUAGAGCUCUUAAUUUUGACAUGUGCCCCAACCAAAUUCCUUAUUUCCUCAACAGUGCACACCUUAAGACAAAGGUUCUCUCCCACUCUGAUCCCUAUCCCCACUUAUUUUUUCCUUUUACAACCUAGUGAAAAACACCAGGGGACUGGGGUCGCAACCCUUUCUUACAUAGGUCAUUAAUGCUUUAAGCAAAAGAUAUUAGCAGCUUUGACUGCGGCAUUAGCAAUUAGGGAAAACAAUGAUGUUCCCUGUGGACAUGUAACUUUGCCAUCAGUUUUGAUGUGGAAACACUGUGAUAUAUAAAUGUUGUUGGACAACAUUAGUUUUAAGAGUAAAAUUUGAAAGGUUUAAAAGGUUCACACACACACACAAAAGCUAGCUCUGUCCUUUACUUAUUAAGACACUUUAAAUUUUUCCUUUGUAUUUCCAUUGUAUUAGAUAAAUAAAUGUGAAUGUAAAAUUGUAUAAAUUACUGUACUUGAAUACUUCUGUUCUCCCAGUAUUGCUUGCUGGAUAUUUUAGUGCCUUGGACUUCUAUUGCUUCUGCUGUUAGCAUCAACUUAACCAGACCCCAGGUCACCAACGGGUAUGUGGAAAGAAAUCUUAGGUCCACAUGACCCUAGCAGUGGAUAUGCCAAAGGGAAAAUGAAAGUGUUUUUGGUUUUGGUUUGGUUUAUUUUUUUUGUUUUGUUUUUGUUUUUUUGUUUGUUUUUUUUUUUCAGCCGUUCAACAGUUUUGUGUAGAGCAGGUGUAAGAUGAGCACAGUGAGGUUGGCAUCAGUGUUGAAAACAAAGUUCUGUUUCAGAAAGAAUGAGGAGGGUUGUGAGCUGUGUGAAGGACAAGGAGUGGGUAUGUGGGGACAAGCCCUUUUGAAGUGAUGCCUGGCCAGUGAACAAACAAGACCUAGAAGAAAUUAAACAAAAUGAGAGGGGAGCAGGCUAGAUUUUAAGUUGGGAAGGAUGACAGUGCCAAGUCACAGAUGGAAAAUGUUGCUCUAAGGAAGGAAACCUGCUUGGUUGCCCCCCCCCCCCCACCUCUGUUGCACAUGUACCACACAUUUCUCUGCUCUAAGUACUGUAUUGUGGGAACUUGACCCACAGCUGACUUUCUAAGCAUUGUAGGAAAACAUGCUUCUUUCCUUUCCUACCCCUGUCCAAAUGGCUGCACAGUCACAAUUUAUUGUGCUGCCUGCACAUCUAUAUUAGAACUAAUACUCUCACGUUUUAAUACCUAUAUCCCCAAAUAACAGCAACCAACCAGUAUUAUCUAAUUUUCUGGCAAUAAGGACCUAAUUGGCUGUUAGGGAUCUGAAUAUUCUGGAAAAGUGGAGAAAAGUAGAACUCAUUUCUUAGGUGCUUCCUCCUUCACCUUGAGUUGGGAACUGACACAUUUCCAACUUUAUGACACAUCCCAGGAGUUGCCACACUAGCAAGGCUUCUUCCUUUAAGAGUCCUGUUCUUUUUAGGUUGGUCGAGGCCCAGAGAUGCAAGUGAGAGCUGAAAGUUUUAGGAGAGGGAAGUGUAAGUUUCAGGUCCUGCUACCAAAGUGUUUACUCAGCAAUUCCUUUUGGGAGAGGUAAGCGGCACCAAGGGAGUGAAACAGGUUGCAGGAUGACCGAGUGCUUCGUACCAGCAGUAGAGGGAGCCAUAUGCAGCAUGUGGUGUUUGGUUUUAGUCAUUUUGAGGUCUGUUCCCCCUUCACAGAGGUUUACUUACUGUUGAUUUCCCCCUCCUGUGGAUGAAAUAACUGAAGCCUAGAGAAACAAGCUAGUGCUACUGAGCUGUUUAAAUUAUUUUUGUGUUAAUAGUACACUUUGAGUAUCUUUUUCCACAUUUAAAAAGAACUUUCAGAAUUAUAAAUGUUUUCCUUACGUUAUUUAACAAUGUACACUGUUUAAAACUGAAUUCAAACCUUGGGGUUUCUCAGCAGCCGUUAACUGUACAUUUUGCACUAACUCCGGGUGUUGCGCUUCUUGUAAGAUUGCGCUUUGUGCUUCAGUUUGUUACCUUUGUAGACUUAUUUAAUGAAACCAUUCAAAUAAACCAAACUUGCUUUUGUUGAA